AUUGUCUGUCCUAUCGUCUUAAGUAAAUCCCUUUCAAGGAUUCGACGAUCGACUGGCGUAACGUUUGGUUUGACAACUUUGCCAUCCAAACCUGGAUCGACCUUCAUGUCUAGUUUAGGGCGGAGAUGUGCCUUCAUCGCGUUUCUUGUCGUUUUAACGGGCAGGCUUUCCUUAGCGCAGUCGCCCAGCAUCGUCGAUGCGAUAAGAUCUAAAUCGCUCUUCUAUGAGACCUUCAAUGAUAAGGAAUGGGAGUCCCGAUGGAGUCAUUCUCGGGACGCCAAGUACAACGGCAGGUUCAUAACGGAUGCCGCGAAAGGGUGGACAGACAAUGGACUCAAGAUUCCCGAGAAGAACAAGUACUAUGGCCUGACAGCUCUGCUGGAUGCACCCGUGGAGCCGAUUGUGGCGAGCAGCCCCAAGCCGCUGCCCCUUGUCGUACAGUACGAAGUGAAGUAUGACGAGGGGGUCACGUGCGGCGGUUCAUACCUCAAGCUUCUGACAGCUGACCCUGACCUUACACCGGAAGGUCUGGUGGACAGCACGCCGUACUCGAUUAUGUUCGGACCAGACCGUUGUGGUGGUACGAGCAAGAUCCACCUCAUUGUACGGCACCGUAACCCCGUGAACGGGACCAUCACCGAGAAGCACCUCGCCUCCCCGCCCUCCCCGGAAACCAAUGACUACACACACGUGUACACACUCAGAUUAUUUCCCGACCACAAGUACGAGAUCCUGGUUGACGGCAGCCUGAGGUCCUCCGGGGGCCUUAUGGAGCCCACCACCCUGCAGCCCCCGCUGCUGCCCCCCCUGGAGCUACCCGACCUACAGGACGUUAAACCCGCGGACUGGGUGGAUGUGGCCCAGAUCCCCGACCCGCACGCCGUCAAGCCCUCGGACUGGGACGACCGCGAGAUGGUGGAGGAUGACAAGGCCACCAAACCCAAGGGCUGGCUGGAGCACGAGCCCGCCCUCAUCAAUGACCCCGCUGCCAGGCGCCCCGCGGACUGGGACGAGGAGGAGGACGGCCAGUGGGAGCCCAACCAGAUCCCCAACCCCCGGUGCAAGGUGGGAUGUGGCCCCUGGGCGAGGCCCUUGAAGCGCAACCCCGCGUGGAAGGGAGCCUGGAAGCCGCCCCUCAUUGACAACCCGGAGUACAAGGGUCCCUGGGUUCAGCGGACUCUCCCCAACCCGGACUACUUCGCGGAGGAGGAGCCCCUGCGGACCGGAGUGGGGCCCAUCGGGGGGGUGGCGCUGGAGCUGUGGACCAUCGACAGCGGCUACAUGUUCGAUAACAUCCUCAUCACGCGGGACCUCGAGGUGGCGGAGCUGGCGGUCAACCAGCUGUGGAAGCCGCGUAACGAGGCGGAGCGCCGGGUGCAAGUGAAGCCGGUCGAGGAUGCGAAGGAGCUGGCGAAGAGGAAGAAGAAGAAGGCGCAAAAGGGGUCGCGGUACGGCAUUGAGCAGUUGAGGCAGUUGACCGAGGCCUUCCUAGACUUAUUCGAGGACGGUGCCGUGCUAUCCCCCCUGGCUCCGUACCUGGGCCCCUUCCUCGACCAUCUCGAGGACCAGCCGGACUCGCUCAUCCUGCUGGUGGGCCUGGGGCCCCUGCUGCUGCUCACUGCAGUGCUGCUGCUGCGGGGGGUGGGCUCGGGCGCCCGGAAGCCGAGUGCCGUAGCCGCCCAUACCGCGGGCGGGGAGGAUGUGGAUGCAGCCGGGGAGGGUGCGGGUGAGGGUCAGGUCAGCCCGGCAGCGGACGGGACUGCUGAGCCGGUGGGGGCGGCUGAGGCGAGGGAGGGUGACGAUACCGGGGAUCAAGAGCCGGCACCGGGAGCGGAGCAGGUCGAGGAGACAGUUGAACAGGCAGAAGCGGCGGGUGAGGAGAUUGAAGAGGAGGAUGAGCUUGUUGCCUCAGGCCCGCGUCGUAGGACCCCUCGUGUCGCUUGAUGUUGUCUGUGACGUAACAAAGAAUUUGAACACAUUAUUAACGAUCAUUAAAACAUCUAAUGCAUUCAGCAUAUGGGCAUUUAUGAGGGGAGCAAAUCACCUCCUUAUGAUGAUGAUGAUGAUGGAUGGACGUGUGAAGGUUGGUCCGAUUAAGAAUGGUCGUGUUCGGUCUGAGGGGGUGUUUUGGACGGUGGUGACUUGUUCGGUGAUGGUAGAGUCUAGCCAACCUAUUUGGCCAACACGUGCGUCAGAGGCUGCUCCGGUAAGAGGACAUCACAACUCGAGUUGUCUUGGGGUUGUGGGUGACCGGGGAUCCGGUGGCUGGGUUACCUGUAACGCUAAACAUUUAUAAGGGGGUGUCGUGGGAAGUUGUGGGAGGCCUGUUCGGAUACCUUGAACCCGCAUACGCGAGUGGUGGGUUUAGCUACUGUCAGGACUUCCAGCUGCUUGCCGCGCCAGUAGCUAGGUGGUCAGCUAGGUAGCUGGGGCUGGCUUGCACGUCCCGAGGUAGGAAGGUUAGCAAGGCAUGACUCCAAAUCUGCCUGCCAUACGGCUGUGAAGUACGGAAGGCCAUGUGGCGAGGGAAGAGGCGCCCGCAGUCGUGGUGCCUGCUGACCUGAGACUUCCGCACCGGCCAACCUACUUAAAACACAUUCGUGUCCUGCACACCACACCAUAUGUAAUACGACAUGUUC
Volvox carteri f. nagariensis is the source of this 2639-nucleotide messenger RNA. RefSeq lists its product as uncharacterized. Bases 106 to 1944 code for a protein of 612 amino acids. Gene Ontology annotation, molecular function: calcium ion binding. Gene Ontology annotation, biological process: protein folding. Gene Ontology annotation, cellular component: endoplasmic reticulum membrane; endoplasmic reticulum. The transcript has 12 exons. The record is from RefSeq and is a predicted model, not a curated record. Lineage: Eukaryota; Viridiplantae; Chlorophyta; Chlorophyceae; Chlamydomonadales; Volvocaceae.